Molecule: messenger RNA, 687 nt
Organism: Helianthus annuus (common sunflower)
Lineage: Eukaryota; Viridiplantae; Streptophyta; Magnoliopsida; Asterales; Asteraceae
Product: ATP-dependent DNA helicase PIF1-like
Exons: 1
Coding region: 1-687 (228 amino acids)
Source: RefSeq, a predicted model, not a curated record
AUGGAUAAAUUUUUGGGUGAUUUAAACUAUUUCCAGCAAAGAGCUAUUCUUGCACCCACCAAUGAAGUCGUUGAUUCAAUUAAUACACAAUUGUUAGACAGUAUGCCUGGUGAGGAGAAGAUAUAUCUCAGUUCAGACACUUUAUGUGAAUCUGAGCAACAGUCCGAACUUAACAUGGCAUUGUUUCCGUCGGACGUAUUAAAUAAUUUGCAUUUGUCAGGGUUACCUAACCAUAAACUGGUUCUCAAAGUUGGAGCUCCGGUAAUGUUACUUAGAAACAUUGAUCAAGCGAAUGGUUUGUGUAAUGGCACACGACUACAAGUAACAAAGCUUGGAAAAGUUGUAAUAGAAGCAAAGAUCAUCACAGGAAACAACAUAGGUCAUCACACUUUGAUUGCACGAUUGAAAAUGACUCCUUCCGAUAAAAUAAUUCCAGCGAAAAUUGCUCGUCGACAAUUCCCACCAUCAGCCUGCUUUGCGAUGACAAUCAAUAAAAGUCAAGGACAAUCACUUGAACGUGUCGGAUUGUACCUUCCACGUCCGUUUUUCAGUCAUGGACAACUAUAUGUUGCGGUAUCUCGAGUAAAAAGCUGGAAAGGUUUGAAGAUUUUAAUCUGUGACACGGAUCAAAAAGUUUGUAAAACUACUACUAAUGUGGUCUACCAAGAAGUACUACAAAAUCUAUAA